Molecule: messenger RNA, 2659 nt
Organism: Colius striatus (speckled mousebird)
Lineage: Eukaryota; Metazoa; Chordata; Aves; Coliiformes; Coliidae
Gene: SMAD6
Product: SMAD family member 6
Exons: 4
Coding region: 799-2232 (477 amino acids)
Biological process (GO): transforming growth factor beta receptor signaling pathway; anatomical structure morphogenesis; BMP signaling pathway
Cellular component (GO): heteromeric SMAD protein complex
Molecular function (GO): I-SMAD binding; transcription regulator inhibitor activity
Source: RefSeq, a predicted model, not a curated record
CCGCUCGCCGGGGCCCUGCGCGCGCGCCCCGGACACACAAAAGCCGGCGGAGGGGCGGCAGCGCGCGCAGGGACCCGCGGCCACGCUCCGCUCCGCACCGCACCGCGCCUGUGGGAUACGUACAACGCACGUGCUGACACCGCUCCGCUCCGCGCGUCGCUUUUGGGAUUUUUUUUUCCCUUCUUUUGGCUUUUUUUUUUCCCCUUUUUUCCUCUUUUUUUUUUUUCACUGCUUUUUUUUGUCUCGCAGCCGAAGGGGAACCGAGAGCGCGGAGCCGGCGCCCGUCCCCUCCCCUCCCCGCCUCCCCUCGCGGCAUCCCCGCGCCGGGGCACUCCCCUCCGCUCCCGCCUCGUACGGUGGAGGCUCCGCGGGACGCGGCCGAGCGCUGCCCCGGGCUGUCCCCGGCCCGCUGCCCCGCCGCUCCCCGCCCGGCCCCGCGUUGGCAGCCGAUGUAGGGCACGGCGGCGGCGCGCCCGAGCCCCAGCGCCGCCACGGGAGCGGCCCCGCUCCGCCGCGGGCGUCGGCGCAGCCCCCGCGGCGCCGUCUAUGCCCGCGCCGCCGCGCUCCCCUCCCCGCCGCCUCCCCCAUGGUGCGGCCCCGCCGCGGAGCCGUCGGCGAUUCCGCUGGGCAGGGCCGCGGGGAAACGGCCGCGCCGGGUGCUGCGGGGCGAGCCUGCGAGGCCGGCGGGUGUGAGAUGAGAUAAAGCCGGCGGCGGAGCGAGGAGCCCCCCGCGGAGGAGGGGGCGGGGGGGCGGGUGGCGGCGGAGAGCGACGCGACCCCCGGCCGCCCGCGUGUCGUAUGUUCAGGUCCAAACGCUCAGGGCUGGUGCGGCGACUUUGGAGGAGCCGCGUCAUUCCGGACAGGGACGGCGGAGAUGGGAGCGCCAGGAGCGGCCACGACCUCGGAGCCACCGGUAGCUUUAAGAUCCCGGAGAAAAACCCCUCGCCGGAGAUCCGCGCGGUAGCGCGCAGCCUGCUGCGGGAGGCGGAGGAGCGGCGGGGCGAGGCGGCGCCCCGCGGGGACCCCAUGGCGGAGCGGCGCGGGGCCCGGCUCCGCGCCCCGCCGCGCCGGGAGGGCGCCGAGGGGCCGAGCCCGCGGCAGGAGAGCGACGGCCGGACGGUGACCUGCUGCCUCUUCAAGGAGCGGGAGCCGGGCGGCCCCCAGCCCGCCGACGCCGGCGACGCGACCCCCGGCCGCGACGGCGCGAGCGGCGGCGGCUCCCCGGAGCGGCGGGGCCGGGAGGCUCGGUCGCGGCUGCUGCUGCUGGAGCAGGAGCUGAAGGCCGUCACCUACUCGCUGCUGAAGCGGCUGAAGGAGCGCUCGCUGGACAGCCUGCUGGAGGCGGUGGAGUCCCGCGGCGGCAUGCCCAGCGGCUGCGUGCUGGUGGCCCGCACCGAGCUGCGCCUGGGGGGCCAGGCUGCUCCCCCACACCUCCUCCUGGGCAAACUGUUCCGCUGGCCCGACCUGCAGCACCCCGCCGAGCUGAAACCCCUCUGCGAGUGCCAGAGCUUCGGCGUGGCCGACGGACCCACGGUCUGCUGCAACCCCUACCACUUCAGCCGCCUCUGUGGGCCAGAGUCUCCACCGCCUCCCUACUCUCGGCUGUCUCCUAACGAUGAGCAAAAGCCACUGGAUCUAUCAGAUUCCACGUUGUCUUACACUGAAACAGAGGCUACAAACUCGCCCAACGUCACGCCCGGAGACUUCUCAGAUGCCAGUACAUCGCCCGAUGCCAAGAGGAGCCACUGGUGCAACGUGGCCUACUGGGAGCACCGGACGCGCGUCGGCCGCCUCUACACAGUGUACGAACAGUCUGUCAGUAUCUUCUACGACCUACCUCAAGGAAACGGCUUCUGCCUGGGCCAGCUCAACCUGGAGAACAGGAGCGAGACUGUGAGAAGGACUCGGAGUAAAAUCGGCUACGGGAUUUUACUGAGCAAGGAGCCGGACGGCGUGUGGGCCUACAACCGCAGCGAGCACCCCAUCUUCGUCAACUCGCCCACGCUGGACGUGCCCAGCUGCAGGACGCUCGUCGUGCGCAAGGUCAUGCCGGGUUACUCCAUCAAGGUGUUCGACUACGAGCGGCCCUGCCUGCUGCGGGACGCCGACGGGCCCUACGACCCCAACAGCGUGAGGAUCAGCUUCGCCAAGGGCUGGGGGCCCUGCUACUCCCGGCAGUUCAUCACCUCCUGUCCCUGCUGGCUGGAGAUCUUACUCAGCAGCAGUCGGUGACGGCCGGCCCUCUGAGGAGAGGAAGAACGGGGAGGGAGGGGGGGAGAGGAAAGGAAACCAGAGAGACACAAGACUAUCCCAAAUAUCAUCUACCUAGAUUUAAUAUAAAGUUUUAUAUAUUAUAUGGAAAUAUAUAUUAUACUUGUAAUUAUGGAGUCAUUUUUACAAUGUAAUUAUUUAUGUACGGUGCAAUGUGUAUAUGGACAGAGCCCAGAAAGAUGCACUUUGGCUUAGAGAAUUCCUCCAAGACAGACCUUUCCUUCCUUUCUUUUUUUUUAAGAAAAAAAAGAAAAAUUAUACAGCAAAAAAUAGGAGCAAAAGCCUCAUUUUGAUGUAUGGUUUUUGGAAAUAUUAAUACCCAGCCAAAAAAAAACCAACCAACCCCAACUAAUCCCAGUCACUCAUUGAUAAUAAAGUAUUCGCAUUA